Molecule: messenger RNA, 1082 nt
Organism: Python bivittatus (Burmese python)
Lineage: Eukaryota; Metazoa; Chordata; Lepidosauria; Squamata; Pythonidae
Source: RefSeq, a predicted model, not a curated record
UUUCCAGGUCACUUUCAACAUGGAGAGUGGAGCAGGAAGGCACUGGACUGAAGAGGAGGUUAAAGCCUUGCUAAGCGUCUGGUCAGAAAAAAAUAUCAGAAAGCAACUCCAUGGGACCUUACGGAAUAAAGGAAUAUUUAUUUACAUUGCUAAAAGGCUUCAGGAGUUGGGGAUCUGCAGAGACUGGAAACAGUGUCGGGCAAAGUAUAAAAACCUGAAAUAUGAAUAUAGAACAGUUAAAUAUGCCCACAACUCAGGAGAUGCUACAAAGACCAUGAAGUUCUUUCAUGAGCUGGAUGCCAUAUUGCAACAUAAACCUGUCACCCAGUUAACAGAGGAGGAGAACCGCAGGUGUUCAGCAAAUGACAUCAUAAAUGGCACCAAGGAGAACAAUGAAGGUGAAGUCUCAGUUACACUGGAAGAAGAGGAAGAUGCUCCUGGAAAUCCACUACUUUUUAUUUCCCACUGCAGGCCUAUUGAACUAGGUAAUCCAACAGCAGUAUUAGAUGCUUCCAAAAAUCUCCCCUUCAUUCCUUCUGUAGCAAACGAAGGAGGAAAGCAUUGGACUGUUAAUGAAGUUAGAGCUCUAAUACGUGUAUGGUCGGAAAAGAGCAUCCAGCAACAACUGGAAGGAACAGUGAGAAACAAAAGAAUAUUUGAACAUGUUGCUGCUAGACUACAAAAAUUUGGAAUUGACAGGGACUGGAAGCAAUGCAGAACAAAAUAUAAAAAUCUAAAACACGAGUACAAGAGUGUUAAAGAUGCCCAGUACUCAGGCAAUAUAAGCAAAAGUAUGAAGUUUUUCAGAGAAUUGGAUGCUAUUUUGGGACACAAUGCAGAGAAAACAAGCAGAUCUCAUAAUGACCACAAUGAAAAACCAACAGAAUGGAUAAAGACCACACUAGAAAAAAAAUUAAGAGGUGAAGAGGACUCCAUUAGUAAUACACCUGGAGAUACUAAUACAAGAAAAGUGGCAAAUGCAGUGAUACGCAGCACAGCACAGAGAGAUAACUCUGGGCAUUUGGAAAAACCCAAUUCCACACAUAGGAGGGAAAGUAUAAAAGAAGAAAUUAUUGAUUCAG